Molecule: messenger RNA, 3138 nt
Organism: Sitophilus oryzae (rice weevil)
Lineage: Eukaryota; Metazoa; Arthropoda; Insecta; Coleoptera; Curculionidae
Product: centaurin-gamma-1A
Exons: 14
Coding region: 1-2841 (946 amino acids)
Cellular component (GO): nucleus
Molecular function (GO): GTPase activity; protein binding; GTPase activator activity
Source: RefSeq, a predicted model, not a curated record
AUGGUGGAUAUAAGGAACGAGCCACCUCCUACCCCGACGCCGAAGAAGUCGAGGGGGUUGUCGAUGAGCACGGUGAAAAGCUGGCUGAUGAUGUCGGACACGAAGAAGGAGUCGAUGGAACCGCCGAAAUUUCAGAAGAUGCCGGAGAGUUUCCUGAGGAGUUUGAGGAGGAGGUCGUUGAGGGUGAAGAGGAGCAAGAGUUUCGUGUUGCCGGAUAAGAGAAAGAGCGAUUCAUUUGUCAACUCCCAGGAAUGGACCCUGUCUCGAUCAGUUCCCGAUUUAAGAUUGGGAAUAGUCGGUUCACUGAGUUCAGGAAAAUCAGCUUUGGUACACAGGUACCUUACAGGAUCUUACAUGCAGGAAGAAUCUCCGGAAGGUGGUAGAUUUAAGAAAGAGAUAUUGGUGGACAAUCAGAGCUAUUUGCUGCUUAUAAGGGAUGAAGGUGGACCCCCAGAAUUACAGUUUACUGCCUGGGUGGACGCCGUUAUUUUCGUCUUCAGUUUGGAGAACGAGUCGUCUUUCAACGCCAUCUACAACUACUACACGAAAAUGUCGCAUUACAGGAACUCGGUAGAGAUACCAUUCAUCCUGGUCGGAACGCAAGAUGCAAUAAGCGAGAACAACCCACGCGUCAUAGACGAUUCGCGAGCGAGGAAGUUGGCGAACGAUCUGAAGAGGUGUUCCUACUACGAAACCUGCGCCACCUACGGCCUCAACGUCGAACGAGUGUUCCAAGAUGCUUGUCAAAAAAUUGUCCAACAAAGACUGAGCCAAUCCUCCAUCUGCCUCACCCCGACCAAUUCCCGUCCCUCCACCCCAAAUAGCCACUACCACCCCGCCGCCGUGCAGCGCCACCUACACGCCAACAACGGCUUCGUGCAAAUGGAACGUCAAACGUCGCUGCACAUGUCGCCCGGACAUCACACGUUACCUCACAACAAGGAUUUCAAGGACAUGUCUCUGAUCCAGGACAUCCGGCAACAUAUCGUACCGAAGCAGGUGCAUCAGAACAGUCAGUCGGACAAGGAUAGCAAUAGUUACAAGUCGUGCGAGGAGGAGAGAAAGUGGAACUCUUCGUCGUCGACAUUGGCUAGUAUUAAUUCGUCGCAAGGGAUGAUAGCGGUGACGACGGAGAAUAACAACGUUGCCAAGUUUGCUGCGCCUCAUUCCUUGGAUAAUCUUCAGAUUGCGCAGCAGCAACAGCAACAAAACAACUCUAAGGACCUAAAAGACUUACCCACGCCCAAUUCUACGCCAACAACGUCAAGGAAAAACAGAAGAAGAUCGAAUCUCUUCACUCCAUCCAAGAAUGAUAAGCUGAAGAACGGUGGUGAUUUUGGUAGUGGUAGAGCCAUACCAUUGAAACAGGGGUAUCUUUAUAAGAAAUCCAGUAAACCGUUGAAUAAGGAAUGGAAAAAGAAGUACGUGACGCUUUGCGAUGAUGGAAGGUUGACGUAUCAUCCGAGUUUGCACGAUUAUAUGGAUGAUGUUCAUGGAAAGGAGAUUUCACUCCAGUAUGUCACUGUUAAGGUUCCAGGUCAAAAACCUCGAGGAUCUAAAUCUAUUGUAACCGUUUCAUCUCAAGGCUACGGUGGAACCAACAGCGCUCUGCAUGAAAACCUUGGAGGAUUGUCAAUUAUAGGUAAGGAUAAGCGACCGACGGAGAAAGUCCUCCUGAGCGCUUUCGAAACGGUCAAGGAUCCCAGUUUUAAGUAUUCCCAAGCGAGCGGGGACGAAGGGAUGACCCUUUCCAGCAGUAAUUCCUUCCUGAAUGGGGAAAUCAACAAGACGGAAACGCCCAACGUGAAGAAGAGGCAUAGAAGGGUGAAGAGUAGCGGAGUGAAAAACUCGGAAUACGAUGAUGCGGACGGUUACGAAUUCUACAUCGUCUCCCUCGAGGGUAAACAAUGGCAUUUCGACGCUUCCAGUGUGGAGGAAAGGGACGAAUGGGUUGCCGCUAUCGAGCAGCAAAUCCUCAACUCCCUCCAACUGAACGAAUCAUCGAAAGCCAAAAAUCCAAACGAGGCCGCUUCAAUUCAGUCAAUUAAAAACAGGGUACCCGGCAAUGGUUUUUGUGUAGACUGUGAUGCACCAAAUCCGGACUGGGCUAGUUUAAAUUUAGGCGUACUGAUGUGUAUAGAGUGUUCUGGAAUCCACAGGAAUCUCGGUUCACACAUCUCUAGAGUAAGAUCACUGGAUCUGGAUGAAUGGCCUCCCGGGAAUCAAAGUGUGAUGCUCGCAAUCGGCAAUACUCUGGCAAACUCGGUUUGGGAAUGCCAAACGCACAAUCGUACCAAACCUACACCAACAUCUAGUCGUGAAGAAAAGGAAAGAUGGAUACGAUCGAAAUACGAACAGAAAGAAUUCCUCCCCCCACCCAACACCACCAUGCCCCUAGGCCAGCAGCUCAUAGACGCCGUCUGCGCCUCCAACAUAAAGUCCAUCAUCCACGUCCUAGCCCUGGUCAACGCCCAACAAGUCAACACGACGGUGGGACCCCGAGACCUGCGCACGCCGUUGCACCUGGCCUGCGCCAUGGGCAACCUGGCAGUGGCGCAGUUGCUCAUCUGGCAUAACGCGGACGUAAAGGCUGUGGACCAGGAUGGCAGGACGUGUCUGGCCUACGCUAAAGCCGCGGCGAGUAUAGCCAUGGCGAAGUGCUCGGCGGCGAAGAGCGCUAGUCUGGACGGGUCGGCGAUGGCUAGCAAGAAUUUGGUGGAAUUGCUGAUUAGCUAUGGAUGUCCAGAGAUGGCAACAGUUGCAAUAAGUGGUACAAUUCCUCGAAGAAGAGGCAGUCAAACGUUACCGCAAUUCGACAAACUACCUUCUAGCGUUAUUUAGCAAUUGGAGCAAUUUAACUUCGAUCCGUUUUAAGAAAAAUCGUCUACAAGAUAAAAUGGCUCCCCCCGAUAUAAUACAGAGUGUCCAGAAUCUGCAAGUAAUCAAUAUUGUUGAUCUCUUCUAUGAUAAGUGUAAGAAUAAAUCCACGACACUCAUUGUCUCCUGCCAUUUUAUCUAUUUUGGUAACGACGCAUUUAAUAUACCGGGUGUUUUUCGAAAGUGGCUCACUGCUAUAACUUUUUUAUUUUUUCAGACAAAAAACAGAUUUGGUAUUUUAGUUUAUGACAUAAAUCAGGA